AUGGUUAUCACAUGGAUGCGAGAUAACCUUUGUAAAGACUGGCCUGUCGGUGUCAAAUUUGUACAAUUUGAGAAAAACAGAAGUCAUUAUUCAGACAUAAACAGAGCUCCCUACAAAGCUAUGUUUGGGGUAGACGCAAGAGUUGGGCUAACAUCAUCUUCACUCCCUGAUAAAUUUAUAGCUAAAAUUGACAGCGAAGAACAUUUGUCAGAUUUAGCAAACAUGGCGCUUAAUAUAAAUACUGAUGACGAAAACAUAUGCACAACUAAUGAUGAACAAAUGGAGAUUUCUGAGCCACAACCUACUGAACAAAAAACUGACCUGUGUGUUGUAUGUGAAGCAACUGCAUUGAAUGCAACUUCUUGUGCUUCUGGUAACAAAACUGUACAUGUUUUAUGUGGAAAAUCUAUCAUAACAGAAGACUUUCUGUUAAAAGUAAUUUGCUCUCUGUGUGAUACAGAAACAGUCAUUGAAAAAGAACGUGCAAAUGCUUCCGAGUCAAUGGUAAAACAAGCCAAUUGUAUGUUAAGUCGGUCUAAUAGAGUUUUAGAAGAAGUAGACAUUGGAUGUAAUGUUGUUAUUCCUAUCCCAGUCGUUGAUCGUGGAAAAGGUUAUCCCCGAAAUAUAAUGGCUAUUGUCCAAGGAAAGUCAGAGAAAGGCUAUCGUCUUGCUACCAGGCAUAAUAUUCUGUUAGGGUCAUACACAAGAAACAAGUUUAAACCCACUGAUUUCUUGUUUUUGAGUCCAUCAGCUGUUUCAAUGGAAAAUUUUACAUUUUUUCGACAAGCUGUUAAACUCUCUUCUAUUUGUGAUGGACAAGGAUUUUUUAAAUGUGGAUGUUCUGGAAAGAACAGAUGUGAACAAAACAGCUGUGCCUGUAGAAAAGCAGGACAAUUAUGUAAUAGUAGAAGCAUCAAUAAAACUUGUCAUGCAAAAAUAAGUAAAUUGUGGUCUAAAUAUCUGUCUAUAUGCCCUUAA
Molecule: messenger RNA, 978 nt
Organism: Mytilus trossulus (common blue mussel)
Lineage: Eukaryota; Metazoa; Mollusca; Bivalvia; Mytilida; Mytilidae
Product: SCAN domain-containing protein 3-like
Exons: 1
Coding region: 1-978 (325 amino acids)
Source: RefSeq, a predicted model, not a curated record